CUCGUCCAUCCUCAUAGAAACAGCGGAGACUGACCGCUGAUGACACACCGUGUGUCAAGAUAACCUGAAACGGAUCCCCAGCACAUUUCAACAAAAUGCUUCCGGAGUUGUCCAACCCCUCGGUGUGUAUGAGGGACCCUCAGAGGGUGCAGGAGAUCCUUGAGUCCAUGCAGAAGGCUGGGUCUAACACUUUACAGGUCAUCUCAGAUUUUGACAUGACCCUAACAAGAUUUGCAUAUAAUGGGAAAAGAUGUCCUACCUGUCAUAAUAUUCUUGACAACAGCAAACUAAUCUCCAACGACUGCAAAGAAAAGCUGAAGAAUCUGCUCGACACAUACUACCCCAUAGAGAUUGACUCUACACGGUCAGUAGAUGAGAAGCUGCCCCUCAUGGUGGAGUGGUGGACUAGAGCUCAUGAUCUAUUGGUAGAGCAGCGCAUCAAGAAAGAUCUGUUGGCAACGGCGGUGCGGGAGUCUGAAGCGAUGCUGAGAGAUGGCUACCAGCUGUUCUUUGACCACCUGUAUGAGCACAGCAUCCCUCUGCUCAUCUUCUCUGCUGGGAUAGGAGACAUCCUGGAGGAGGUGAUUCGCCAGGCUGGGGUCUUCCACCCCAACGUCAAAGUCUUCUCCAACUACAUGGACUUUGAUGAGUCUGGAGUGUUGAAGGCUUUCAAGGGAGAGCUGAUCCACAUCUACAAUAAAAGAGAAGGUGCUCUGCUCAACACCGGUCACUUCCAGGAGCUGCGGACGCGGCCCAAUGUGCUGCUGUUGGGAGACUCUUUGGGAGAUCUGACCAUGGCAGACGGGGUUCAGGACAUAGAGAACAUCCUCAAGAUCGGGUUCCUCAAUGACAAGGUGGAGGAGAGGAAACAGUCUUACAUGGACUCGUAUGACAUUGUGCUGUUAAAGGAUGAGACUUUGGAAGUCUCAAACGCUAUAAUGCUCUACCUCACUGGCAACAAGUGAAUUGAGGAUGUUUUUAUCACUGGUAAUUUAGUAUUGGACACUCCGGUGCCAUCAGCUGAGGAAACUCCUGCUCAGAAUGUGCCAGUUGGAGGUUUACAGCCAACUUUUUCCCUUUUUUUUUUAUACAGUUUGACUAAAAGCUAAAUAUUGUGUGCAUGAGUCUAGGAUAGAGACAAGUUGUUUUGCCAGACUGUUCACAGGUCACAUAGACAACCACAGGUCUCAUCCACCACUGCACCCUUUUUUAUAUCAUUGUCCACACAAGCUUUCCCCUCGUGGUUGUGGGUAAACUGUUUUUGGAUCAACCUGUAUUUGGUGGAAGGCAGAUUUAAACUGUCUACCUACUGUGGAGCAUGUAAAGUGUGUAUACUGUAAUGGGUGUUUGUUUUUUUUUGUUUUUAAUUUGUUUUGGGGAUGGUAGGUUUUGUCAGUUCAUUCAUACAGAAUGUAAUGUGACAGGGAAGGAAAACAAUGCACAACAUAAAUGGCAGCACAUUACGUGGCAUUUGGUGUCAAACUCAUUUCUGGCGUCUUGCAAUAAAACCUGUCAGGAAACUUUUAACUGGAAACCUGACGUUUAAAAAAAAAAC
Messenger RNA from Scomber scombrus (Atlantic mackerel), 1555 nucleotides. Its product is annotated as cytosolic 5'-nucleotidase 3-like. Gene Ontology annotation, molecular function: 5'-nucleotidase activity; magnesium ion binding. The record is from RefSeq and is a predicted model, not a curated record. Gene Ontology annotation, cellular component: cytoplasm. The transcript has 9 exons. Bases 96 to 965 code for a protein of 289 amino acids. NCBI's taxonomy places the organism in Eukaryota, Metazoa, Chordata, Actinopteri, Scombriformes, Scombridae.